AGAGAUGAUCACAAGUGGAGCCAUGCUAUCAGUGUGCGGCUUUGCCAUCACAGUCAUCUGCCUCACACUGGCAGGUGUCUCUGGAGACAAAAUCAUCGAUGGGACAGAAGCUGUGCCGCACAGCCGACCUUACAUGGCCUUCUUGAUGGUAAAGGAAAAGACGAAGAGUUUCAUCUGUGGAGGGUCGCUCAUUCGCCCCAAUGUCGUCCUCACAGCAGCUCACUGCAAAGGAGAGAGCUUCAUUUUGAUUCUGGGGGCUCAUAAUUUCUCAAAAAACGAGAAGUCCCAACAGGUAAUACCUGUGCAAGAAAUGAUCCCACAUGAAAAAUUUGAAGAAAAAACCCUCAAAAAUGACAUCAUGCUUCUGAAGCUGAAGUACAAUGCUACAAUCACAAAUGAAGUGAAAGUAAUCAACCUUCCUAGCAAAGAUGACCAUGACUUUAAGCCUGGCUCCAUCUGCUUGGUGGCAGGGUGGGGACGCACUGCCACUAAUGGCAGAGUCAGCAAUACACUGAGAGAGGUGAAUGUGAAGAUCCAGGAGUACUGUGAUUCUACUUCACUGAUCUGUGCAAGAGGAUCAGACAGAAAGGGGACCUGUAGUGGAGACUCAGGAGGUCCACUAGUUUGUCAAGGAAGAAACAACGUCCCUACUGCUGUAGGAAUUGUGUCUUAUGCCAGUAGUGAAAGUUGUGAAAAUCCUCAGCGGAGUAAUGUGUACAUCAAGGUGUCUGCACACCUUAGAUGGAUUGAAAGUAAAAUUGCUAUUAGCUCUUCUGCUUAAUGUCUCAUCCAGAGCCAAAAUAAGACAACUGCUACUGCACUAAGCAGCAAUCAUAUAUUUCACUCCCGUGUUAGCACAGAGCUCAGUAGCACAAGGAAUGCUGGAUGACUUUACAUUUGUCCCCUUAACCUGAACCACCAGUACAUGUAACUGCUUACCUGCUUUAAUAAAGUCUGCAAUGUAAUGAA
This is a messenger RNA of Erpetoichthys calabaricus (reedfish), 969 nucleotides long. RefSeq names its product duodenase-1-like. NCBI's taxonomy places the organism in Eukaryota, Metazoa, Chordata, Cladistia, Polypteriformes, Polypteridae. The transcript has 5 exons. The record is from RefSeq and is a predicted model, not a curated record. Gene Ontology annotation, biological process: proteolysis. Bases 5 to 781 code for a protein of 258 amino acids. Gene Ontology annotation, molecular function: serine-type endopeptidase activity.